CUUGGAUGGACUGGACGAGUGUGGGACUCAGGAGGAACUCACGUCCUUAAUGAAGCUAGUACUUAUCCUUGAUGAGCUGCCUGCCGCGUUUGCCGUGUUGGUCAGCUGUCGGCCAGAAUCAUCUGUUGUGUCGGCCUGGGUUAGAGCUCGAGCUCAGGGUCUUGUGAUACCCUGUGAAGAUGUGGACAUUGUUGCUGAGGAAGAGAAGUUCCACACUAUCCACCGCAUGGUGGAGGAAGGCCUUCGGGAUUGCAUCGAUGACUCUUCCUGGAAACCAUCAAUAGAAGAAGUUGAUGCGUUUGUCUCAGCGUGUCGUGGAUUGCCGAUUAUCGCCUCAAUCCGAGUCCGGGAUGUCUGCCUUCAAACUCAUCGUGGUGCAACCCUUCAAUCCGAGUUUGAAUACUUUCGUGAUCUGAUCGAUGCCCCCGUUGACGUCAAUUUGGAGUACCUACGUGUACUUCGCCGUGCCUAUAUGGUUGGCUCAUCUGGAGUCCGUAAACAUAUAGCUGAGAAGUAUCGCCAAGUGGUUGCCACGAUCAACGCGGCAUUCGAGCCACUCAGUGUGUUUUUUAUAUCGCAGCUGUCAGGAAUUACCGAGGGAGAGGUUCUAGCCAUAUUGGAACCGAUUCGCUCAAUUGUCGAUCUUUCUUCAAAAAGUGACCUGGAACGUUUUUCAGAAAAUCCUCCAGAAAGUCCCUCAGGGGAAAUGCAAGGUGUCAAAUUCUAUCAUGCAACGAUGAAAGAGUUUAUAACGGGAGAUUGGAUUAGUAGUGAGAAUGACCAAGUAUUUUUUAUCCGGGAUGCAAACAAGUAUUUCAUCGGACUACCACUCCUCCGAUUUUUCAAUAAUAGUUGUGAGUGGGAUGUGUUUGGGGAUCCCACCAGCUCCCCUUUAAGACAUGAACGGAGCCGGGUUGUUCGGGAGGACAAGAAACAUCAUCGGCCCCAUCAUCUCCGAUAUGCUCGUCAAUACUUAUUAGAACACUUAGAUCCCUCACAACUCUUUGCACAAGGGUCCAAUUUGCAGAACGAGUUUAAUACAUUCCUCACGCGACACUUGGUUACAUUUAUGCACCUAGCACCAAUCAAUGAACAUCGCCAAGUAUUUCCUGAUGGAUUUGAUGAAUUCAAGCAUUGCGAUUCAUUCAAACUUUUGAGAGAAGCUCGAGAAAAGCAAUUUGUGGAGUAUCUGGAUGUGGUUUCCUUGUCACCAUGGCAUCUCCAUCGAUCAACCCUUCCUUUCACCCCAUCCUCAUCACCUUUGUACAAACUGUACGGCCACCUCACUGAUCCUGUCCGGAUCUUCACCAUUUCCGGCGAGUUUUCCGGGCACAGAAUCCCAUUGAGUGAGGAUUUACUCGAUGCUCGAAUGGUCAUGGAGGCGAAGCUACCUGAUUCAGAGAAGGUUGAUAGAUGGGGAAGUUCCCCGAAGAUCAAUUAUGAAGUCCAAUUCAACGAUCCUGAUAUUCGUAACGGUAUUGUGACAUGUGCAGCACUCUCCCUCAAUGGUCAUCAUAUAGCUCUCGGUAUUGGCAGUGGCAUCAUUGAGCUUGCUGAUAUUGACCAUCAGUGCACAAUUUCCCAAUUUCAGCUUGAUCGACCCAACCACCCGGUCUGGGUUGAAUUUGUCCAUGGCAGCCACCGAGUUGCUGCCGAAGACAAUGAGGGGAACGUCACCAUCCUUAGCCACAAUAUGGCCUCUGUUAAUCUUGGUACUCUUCCCAACAAUCAGCUUCCUGCUGUAACUCGAGUAUCAGAUAAUGGAUUGUUUAUCAUACGAGUCCCAUGGAACACUGAUAACUCAUGGUACGACAACAUGACUCUCAUAUCCAUUCUGGACAACCCGCACAUGCAGCUCCUCGCUUCCCCUCCUUCCCAAGCAGAUGAUUCUCCUCGCCUUAACACGGUUGCUAUUCCUCACCGUCGCACGCUCGGGUUUUCUCCAGGAGCACGUUACAUCGGAGCUUUUGAUGGUCUCAACGCUUUCACCUGGUCGACAGACUCGGGCGAGCUCAUUGCGCAUUAUCGUGUGACAGAUUUCAAAUAUUGGAUUAUGAAUCCUGCUGUUUCCCCUGCCUGCUCUUAUCGCCUCCCUGAUCCUGUAUCCACUCGACCUACCCUUUCCUUGGCAAAAACUGGCACAGCAGAUAUACAUCAUUCCGAACCAGAUGCGGGGCAUAACUUGGACGAGUCCUGGAUUAAGUGUCCAUUUUAUCUUCUCUCGCAAACCAAGAAGGAGGAGGAGGAGGGGAUGUUGCAUAAGUCUGAUAUCCGUUCAUCUGCUGCAGGAAGAACCCCAUUGUUUGGAAGCGGUGAACAACGUGCGGGGCUACCAGUGUUCUUCAAUGGAAAAUUGGAACUUGUUAUUCCCGAGGAGUACCGACCAGUUGUUUCUUCUAGUGCCAACGGCCUAGGCGCUUGGUAUGGCGAUCAAGUGCCAUUUGAUCCUACCCAUCUGUACAGCCCUCGGUCCAGCAAAGAUGGGACUCGAAUCCUUCUCCAAGGCUGGCAGACAGCUCCAAUUGUUGUUGAUCUUAGCCAAGUCAUUUAGGAUGUUCGUGGUCAAAUUGCAAUGUCUUCCUAUUUACCUUGCACGUUCUAUCCCCCGUCAGAGGGGGGAUCGCGAAGUUCGCUGGGUCGCCUUCCAUUCUUCUUGACUUCCCUCGGACGAGGUCCCCUUUCCCAGGGUGCAGAUAAAGCUCGGAGAUUUCAACAGAUAUAUGGCCAUUCCUCCCUUGCAGCCCCGGGUCAGACAGAAUGAAUGCUCAGUGUUUCAACCAGAGACUUUUUCAUUUUGCCCUUUCCAUAGUCCCUUGAUUCGCUUUCUGUUAUCACUUUGAACAUACUAGAAAAUCAAUAUUUCUUUUGCCAGUUCCAUCAUUUCACCCGGUAUUUGUCCUCAGCAACGCUGUCCCGACUUAGCCUUAGCCGAUGAACUUAGGAGGCUCGAAGAGUAC
This is a messenger RNA of Cantharellus anzutake, 2957 nucleotides long. RefSeq lists its product as uncharacterized. NCBI's taxonomy places the organism in Eukaryota, Fungi, Basidiomycota, Agaricomycetes, Cantharellales, Hydnaceae. Bases 227 to 2551 code for a protein of 774 amino acids. The record is from RefSeq and is a predicted model, not a curated record. The transcript is spliced from 2 exons.